UCACCCGACACAGGGUGGUUAGAGUACUUAAAGAAAUUCGGAGAUAUAAACAAUCUGCGAAAUAGUUUUUUUUUCAGGUACGGAACGGUACUUUAAGUUAUAAUAUAUUGAUUGUUUAUAAAGCAAUGGAGGAAAUAUGCCGGGUUUGCCUGGGGCACUGCGAUGACAUGGUCAACAUAUUCGCGGGAACGCUAGGAUCGGGACCUUCGAUUCCGGACAUGAUUGCCGAGUGGUCCGGCUACCAAGUGGAGAAAGGCGACUCGCUUCCCGAAAAUAUAUGCCUAAGUUGCUUGGAAGAUGCCCAGAACGCCUUCGAGAUCCAACAGACUUCCGAGUUGGGACACCAGUUCCUGUGCCAAGUCAAGGAAGUCGAGUGCAUCGGGAAUGAUUUGCGUAAGGAGGAAUACUUUACAAUAUCGGACUCUGAGAGCGAGGCAUCAAGAUCCGGCCAUCCAGUCAAGGACAUACCAUUUGGGGAAAAGGAGUCAAAUAAAGAAAAUAAUGCCCAGCAGUUCGAUAGCGAAACUAUGGAGCUGAACUCAUUGGAAGAUGAGAUGUCACUCGGCCAAACUGAUCAAUCCAUGUGCCAGUUUACGGAGGACAGUAACAGUGGGAUAUCAGCUGGUGAACUCGAUCAAUCAAAUGGCUACGCUCAAGGUAAAGAUGAAGUCUGUGAAAUAUCAGACGACGAAACUAAGUCUUCAGAUUGUCAAAUCCAAGAGGAUGCGAAGAGUGAAAAGUCAGUCGGGAAAGAUGAUCAACCCCAUUUUAAAAUUGGAAAUGAUGAUGUGGAUCUUGGCAGCCCGAAGAUCUCUGACAAUGAAGAGCGACCUCACAAGUGCCCCGUCUGUGCGAAAACCUUUGCACGCCAUUGUAGUUUUCAAAAUCAUCUCAGGGGACAUGCGGAGGACGCUGACUCUGCAUCAAAUCAUAGUACUGACACUCCAAGUGACAAAAGUAGACGACCACGUAAGACGGAACAACCGCAGGGACUUAUUAAAAAUGACACCUCUUCUCAGUCGGAUGACCUAUCUUACCGUCCAAACCAAUCAGGUCCAGAGGCAUACAGGCGGGUUCGAACGGAUGAGCGCCCAUAUAAGUGUAAUCUUUGUCAGAAGUCUUUUGUGCGAAAAGCUGGUGUUAUAGUACACUUGCGUGUUCACACGGGCGAACGACCCUAUCAAUGUGACCUGUGCCCCAAGGCAUUUAAGCAACAUGUUGACCUAAGCCGACACAUGUUGACCCACACAAAGGAACGACCGCACAAGUGUAACCUCUGCGACAUGUCCUUUACACAUCCCUCUGCCCUUAAGGUGCAUUUUCGCGAUCACAGAGGAGAAAGACCAUUUAAAUGCGAUCGUUGCCCGAAAACUUUUAGGUUAAAUUUUUGUCUAAAAGAACACAUGCGUAAACACACGGGGGAACGGCCGUAUAAAUGUGACAAAUGCCCGAAGGCUUUAAAGGCAGCACUUGAUUUGAAGCGACACAUGUUGACCCACGCAAAGAAAUUCCAGUUUAAGCGAAUUAAAAGCCUCAAUCCUCAAAAAAAACAAAUGUUCCAGUGUGCGCAGUGUCCUAAGAUUUUUCGCAACAAAAGUAUGUUGAGAGUGCACCUACGGGUGCACACGGGAGAACGUCCAUUCGAAUGCGAUAAAUGCGCCAGCUCUUUUAAGCACAACAUCGACCUAAAGCGACACAUUUUAACCCACCAAACGAAGGGGCCAUACAAGUGUCAGCAGUGCGACAUGUCCUUUGCGCGUCCCUGGUGCCUCAAUGUGCACAUGGAGGAUCACGCGAGAGAAAAACCUGUCCACUCGACAGCAAAUCCAUAUAAAUGUGACCAAUGCGAAAGAUCUUUUAACAAACAAUCCAGUCUUAAGCGACACACGACGAUGUGUCACAAGCCAAUAUUCAAGUGCUUAUAUUGUACCAUCGUUUUCAGGGAAAAAAAGAAGCUGGAGGAACAUGUAAAGACUCAUACUUGUGAAAAACCAUAUAGUUGUGGUCAAUGCCCAAGGACUUUUAAGUUUAAACCAUCUCUUAGGGCGCACAAACGAAUACACAUAGGAGAAAAGCCGCAUAAAUGUCCUUAUUGCCAGAAAUCAUUUGCCUAUCAAGCCUCUCUAACGUCGCACAUGCAGUCUCACUCCAAGUUGCGUUCGUAUAAAUGUACCCAAUGCCUGUCAAGCUUUUCGCACCUUCCCGCCCUCGAGAAACACAUAAAGACUCACAAGAAUAAAUGAUCCCACAAACCUUCACCCAACAAUUUGACAAAUGCAUCCCUAUUUAUAAAUAUAGAAAUAUACAAAUUUUACGAUAAUAAAUAAAUUAACAUAUGCUCUAA
Drosophila subpulchrella is the source of this 2344-nucleotide messenger RNA. RefSeq names its product zinc finger protein 271-like. Lineage: Eukaryota; Metazoa; Arthropoda; Insecta; Diptera; Drosophilidae. The transcript has 2 exons. Gene Ontology annotation, cellular component: nucleus. Gene Ontology annotation, molecular function: zinc ion binding. The coding region runs from base 126 to 2243 and encodes 705 amino acids. The record is from RefSeq and is a predicted model, not a curated record.